Messenger RNA from Pseudonaja textilis, 1568 nucleotides. RefSeq names its product membrane bound acylglycerophosphatidylinositol O-acyltransferase MBOAT7. The record is from RefSeq and is a predicted model, not a curated record. Gene Ontology annotation, molecular function: lysophospholipid acyltransferase activity. Lineage: Eukaryota; Metazoa; Chordata; Lepidosauria; Squamata; Elapidae. Gene Ontology annotation, biological process: lipid modification; phosphatidylinositol biosynthetic process. Gene Ontology annotation, cellular component: membrane; mitochondria-associated endoplasmic reticulum membrane contact site.
GUCUCGCUCUGCCCUUCCUCGCCCUGGAUGUCGCAAGAAGCUGAGACACACGCACACCUCCUCGUUUGCCCGUCCUGCAAAGUGACCCCACUCCACCCUCCCUUGAGGGCAGCUUGCGCGUGGUGGAGGGGGGUUCCCUUGCAAAAGCUACAAUGUCACCUGAUGAAAUUGUCUACUUGGUGGUCCUUCUCAUCUCUAUACCUGUUGGUUUCCUCUUCAAGAAAGUGGGUUUGAAGACCAAAAAAUAUGGGGCAGCUGUUAUAGGACUUGCACUUAUUCUGGCGACUUGCCAGAUCCACAUUCUUCAUUCUCUUAUCACCAUCCUGGGGACAUGGCUUAUUAUCAAUAUCUCACCAAGGACUUGUCAUCACCUGACGCUGGGAUGGACAUUUUCCUACUUAUUAUUUUUCCGCACAGUUACUUACUUCAACUAUCCAGAGCCAACACCAUUCACCAAUGCUGUGCAGCUUUUGCUCACUCUUAAGCUGCUGAGCUUAGCCAUUGAGGUACAAGAACUCAUUCAGGCGAAGAAACAGGAAGUGACAACUUUCACCAAAUCUCCAGUGAUUGGUAGAGUUCUCCAAAAACCGGGGUUGGUGGAGAUACUGUGCUACAGUUACUGCUACGUGGGGCUUAUGACAGGCCCAUUUUAUCGCUAUCGUACGUAUCAUGACUGGUUGAGCCAGAUUGAUUCUUCUGUUAUCCCUAGCUGGCGGCCGAUGCUUUACAGAUUCAGAAUGAUCCCCAUCUUUGGAAUAUUUUUCCUGGUUGUCUCCCAUUUCUUCCCCCUUGAUUACGUCCGGAGCAACGCCUUCUACGAGAGAGGACUCCCUUUUCGCCUCUUCUACAUGGUGCCCAUCUUCUUUGUCUUCCGUAUGCGUUUCUACGUUGCCUGGCUUUGCGCCGAGUGUGCCUGCAUUGCUGCCGCUUUUGGUGCCUAUCCAGUCACUGCCAAAUCUCGGUCAGGUGGAGGACCCACAGUGCAAUAUGAGCCCUUAAGUCCAUCAGCUGACGGGGAAGCAUCCAGUAUUGCAUAUGAUUAUGAGACAAUCAAAAACAUUGAUCCACACGGGACAGAUUUUUGUGUCAAAAUAAAGGAUGGCAUGCGCUAUUGGAACAUGACUGUCCAGUGGUGGUUAGCACAAUACAUCUACAAAAGUGCACCUUUCCAUUCCUACAUCAUGAGGAAUGCCUGGACAAUGCUUAUCUCGGCCUACUGGCAUGGGAUCCACCCUGGGUACUACAUCAGCUUUCUUACCAUCCCGCUCUGCCUACUAGCUGAGGGGGCCAUGGAGAGUGGAUUCUUGAAGCACCUCUCCCCGUCUGGGCGUCUUUGGGGUGACUGGAUACAGUGGUUCAUGAAGAUGAGGGCCUAUGACUACAUGUGUAUGGGUUUUGUGUUGCUCACCUUUGAGGAUACUAUUCGCUAUUGGAGCUCGAUCUAUUACUGCAUCCAUGUGGGGGCUGUGUUUUUCUUCCUGCUGGGAACAGUGUUGGGGAUCCAGAGGAAAUGGGGCUCCCCAAAAGAUAAACAGGGUGCUCCACAGAAUCCCAAGCAACAGGAAUGA